AAGAUUUUCAAUGACAACUGUGAGGUACAGUUCGCUUUGUGCUCAGUGAGUCCGUAAAUACUCCACAAUUGAAAGCUGUGUAUAGGUAUAACUUAUCAAAACUUCCCAGAAAAAACGAACUUCUAAAUUGCGGUAAUUAUAAGUAUAGUAUUUAAACGUUCAAUAUGUUUCUUCGAUGGUACCGCCAGUUUAUUUCCGUCAUUUAUAAUAAAGUUUCCAAACCAAAAAGACAUGGAAAAGUUGAGUUCUGAUCAAAAACAGCUGGACGAGGGCGUCAAAAUAUUCGAUUUUAGCAGAAGAGUAUCUAAAGCCGUAGGAUUGUGGCCUUUAGCUUCAAAUGAUUACAUUUUUACUUUCUCAUAUUGUUAUUUCACAGUGAUAAUGAUUUUUGAGUGGAUGGAUUUGUACUACUCGCUGGAUGAUCUCAACGAUGUCCUCGACAAUCUCACAGAAAACUUAUCGUACACCCAAAUUUACAUCCGUGGUAUUAUUUUGAGGAUCCACAUGAACAGACUGAAGAAAAUAAUUAAAAACACAAUCGGUGAUUUUAGUAUAAAUAGCUUCAAAAAUCCCUCGGAGAUAAAAAUAUUCAUGACUUACAUCAAAAAGGGUCGAUUUUUCGUCAAGUCAAUAAUUUCUUUCAUGGCGAUGACUGUAAUUACUUGGUACUUUCAGCCUUUGACAACCCCAGCUCCUGUCGCUAGUGAUAAUGAGACGAUAAUGUUCCUUUUGCCUUAUCGCUGUCACAUAAUUUUUGAAAUAAAUGAUACAAAAUCUUACAUGCUGACUUACAUUGCCUUUGCGCCUUACACAUGGAUCCACGGAUGCAGCCACGCUUCAGUCGAGUGUUUCCUCAUUACUCUUGUUUAUUAUUUACGAGGAAGACUAGUUAUCUUGGCGGGCAGAAUCGACAGACUGAGUGGAAGGGAAACACUUGAGUGGAAAAAUGAUUUUCAAGACAUCAUUGUGGAACAUAUUAGAUUGCUCAAAUUAGGAAACAAUGUCAUCGAUAUCUACAGCACGUCGUUGAUGGUUUACAUGAUUUGCACAACCAUCUGCAUUUGCGUUAUUGGCUACAAAAUACUGGUUAACUGCAUGACCGGACCAGAUGCGGAUUUAGUCCAAUUUUUUAUAUAUGUAUUUGCGGUGUACCUCAUAAUGACAAUAUUUUGUUUCAUCAGCGAGCAGCUCAUGUCUGAGUGUGAUAAAGUUAGCGAAGCUUUUUGGAAUUGUGAAUGGUACCGAAUGCCGCCAAAGACUGUUGUUAAUGUCAUGUUCUGUAUUCAAAGAUCUCAACGACCACUUACGCUGAAAAUUGGAAAAUUUGCACACUUUGGCAACAAUAUGCUGACAGUUGUCACCAAAACCGCUAUGGGAUACUUAAGUGUUUUACGUAACUUUUUAGUAAUUGAGUAAUGUGUUAAAAAAAUUUUUUCUAUAAUUCAUAAAAAAAUCACAAAAAGUGAUAAUUAAAAAUUAAAUUGUAGA
This is a messenger RNA of Cotesia glomerata, 1488 nucleotides long. Its product is annotated as odorant receptor 13a-like. The coding region runs from base 232 to 1416 and encodes 394 amino acids. The transcript is spliced from 5 exons. The record is from RefSeq and is a predicted model, not a curated record. Gene Ontology annotation, molecular function: odorant binding; olfactory receptor activity. Gene Ontology annotation, cellular component: plasma membrane. Gene Ontology annotation, biological process: detection of chemical stimulus involved in sensory perception of smell; sensory perception of smell. NCBI's taxonomy places the organism in Eukaryota, Metazoa, Arthropoda, Insecta, Hymenoptera, Braconidae.